Molecule: messenger RNA, 1330 nt
Organism: Phalacrocorax carbo (great cormorant)
Lineage: Eukaryota; Metazoa; Chordata; Aves; Suliformes; Phalacrocoracidae
Source: RefSeq, a predicted model, not a curated record
CUCAACCGCGCUGGAGCACAAUGGCUUUGCUUAGGUCCGACGGUAAAACAAUGAACCGUGGGCCACGCCCCCCGCGCGGGCCACGCCCCCCUGCCGGUUACGCCCCCAUAACGGUUACACCCCCCGCAACGGUCACGCCCCUUCCGCUGCCGGGCAAGAUGGCGGCGCCCAGGGAGAGCGAGCGGUUGUGAGAGGGCGAUGGCGGCGGCGGCGGGGGGCGGCGGGGGGGGGCGGCGGGAGCCCCCCCACACGCUGCAGGGGCUGCUGGAGAUGGCGGUGGCGGCUGGGGAGCCCCAGGCCCCGCCCCGGGAGCCCAUGGGCGAGGAGCGGCAGCAGUGGCUGCGGGCAGCUGUGGCGGAGGCACUGGGGGGGGCCGGGGGGGCGCAGGAGGAGCUGCGGCGCUGCCUGGGGGUGCUGGGGGGGCCCUGCCCCGGCGAGGAGGCGCCCGAGCGGGGCCGGGGGGAGACGGGACCCCACGAGCAGGCCCUGGAGCUGCUGGCGGAUCUGUGCGAGAGCCUGGACAACGCCACCGAUUUCUGUGCCCUGGGGGGGCUGGAGACAGUGGUGGGGCUGCUGGGGCACCCCUGGGCCCCCCUGCGGGCGGGGGCCGCCCGGGUGGUGGGUGCCUGCGCCCAGAACCUGCCGGGGGCCCAGGGACGGGCGCUGGCCCUGGGGGCCCUCCCUGCGCUGCUGGGGGGGCUGCGGGGGGACCCCGACCCCCGCGUGCCCCCCUGUGCCCUCUUUGCCAUCUCCUGCCUGGUGCGGGCACAGCCUGAGGGCCUGGAGCAGUUUGAGCGCCUGGGGGGGCUGGAGGCGCUGGGGGGGGCCCUGCAGAGCCCCCGGCCCCCCCUCCGUGCCCGCGCUGCCUUUCUGCUGCACUGCCUGCUGCGCGAGCACCCCCGCCUGCGCGAGCCCCUGUGCCGCCUGGGGACAGUGGCCCAGCUGGGGGCCCUGCUGCGGACGGAGCACGACGGGGCCCACGAGCACGCGCUGGGGGCGCUCUGCAGUUUGGCCACAGAUUUCCCCGAGGGGGUGCGGGAGUGCCGGACCCCCGCCCUGGGGCUGGAGGAGCUGCUGCGGGAGCGGCGGGUGCUGCUGCAGGGCCGCGAGGAGUUCCAGGAGGAGCUGGAGUUCUGCGAGCGGCUGCUGCAGCUCUGCUUCGAGACCCCCCCCGAGGAGACCACCAUGGACCGGUGACCCAGGACCCCCCGACCCCCCACCAGGGACCCCCAAGGGGACCCCCAACCCCGCCGUGUCCAUUGGGACCCCCAAGGGGACCCCCAAACCCUCCCCGUGCUCUGGGGAGGGUAAUAAAGGUUUCACUCCUGAA